CUGUUGAUGACCAGUUUCUGCGACAGGUGAGACUAGGAGGGUUUAUCUUCAGAUGGCCCAUUUAUAAACUGAUAUCCUCUUUGAACACAAAUUUCUGAUUAAACAGGGUCAUACCUAAUGUCAGGUGCACAAUGGCCACGCGCCAUUUCUUUUGUUCAGUGGUGUCUCCAAGUUUUGAUUGGCCAAGAUUUUGGAAAUUGCAAGCCACAUGGUGUCUUGAGGAUCAACAUGUGCCAGGAGUAUAAUGCUCUUCUUUAAGUAUUUUAACGGCUCUAGCUGACUAUAAUUAUCGGCACACGUCUGCUCCUUUGUUGUGGUGUAGAGUCUAUAUGGGGAAUCACUCUACCAUGACAGCUGGUCGCGUGGCCAGGUGAUUAUCUUACACAGGUAACUUACAGGAGCCCUAUCUUAGCCCCUCCCCCUUCCUCAGACUGACAACAGGAACUCAGGCAAAAAGCAACAGAUCUCCAAAUCAAAAGACUCGGCUAAAAAUACUCUGACAGAUGGAAAACAUUUUCUGUAGGGAAGAAUAGAAGACUUAAUCAAUUAUUCAAAUAUUUCAAAAGCAGGAGGGAAGUGUGGCGCACUUUUUUACGCGUGUUUGGUACAAAAGCCCCUUGUCUUAGCUCCUCCCUCUCUUGUCAGACCCAGUGACGGCUCAGAGCUUUUGAUGUUAGAACCACUUGAUGAAAACUGCAUGAAAAUGUAGGACCACUAUUUUAUUUUUGAAGAGUGGAAUUAAUUAGAUAAUCAAUUUGUACCCAUUCAGCUGUGUCUUGGACUCUUGGGUAUAAAUUCAGAAGACAGAUGGAACAGGACAACAGAUAGCUUUAUAAGUUGACCAGAUAGCACCUUACGUAGAAGAGUCUUUUUAGUUUGGACUUUUUUGUUUCUAUAGGUAGACAGUUUUGAGUGAUUUAGUGUCAGUUUAGAAUCCAAAGAAAUGGCAUCCAAUAUCAUCAUCCCCAUUGUAAUUUUCAUCAUCAGCUUACUAGACCUUGUUACAGGUGAAAUCAGUUCAGCAAGUGCCUGCUUCUCUCGAGCUAACAAAAUCGACAUUCAGUGUUCUCCGCGGACGAUGCUGAGAAUACACAAGGUUUUCUUUGGGUACAACAGUGAGGGGAGGUGUUCCUUCGCCCCCGGUGACUGCAUCUAUAUGGAGCACGAGAACUACCCCUGUGUGGGGAAAGAGACCUGCAGCAUCAACCUCCCCAGCGGAGGGUUUGGUCGGAAGAUUCCGUCUUGCCAGCAAGAGAGUACCUACUUCCAAGUAGACUACGAAUGUGUUCCAGCAUACAUGACCAGAAGUAUUUGUAAUGUUGAGGAUCUGAGGGACCAAUCCGGGUAUUUAGCCAGCCCUGGCUACCCUAACAACUACCCAUCUAAUCUGGACUGCUCUGCCAGAAUCUAUGUGAAACCCAACCAAAACAUCAGACUUUUUGUGAUCGACAUGGACCUGGAAACUAAUGGCUCCAUACAGUGUAUGGACUACCUAUAUGCCAGGGACAAGUCACGCAGCGUCACUCUGUGUGCCCGUCGUGCCAACGAGCCUAUAUCCAUCAUGUGGGACGAGCUCUUCAUACAGCUUAUGUCAAACGGGAUCGAAAAUCACAAGGGAUUCUGGCUGUAUUACGAAGCUGAUCCACCACUUCUGACAACCACCACCGCCUCACCGGUUGUAAGAACCACUACAGUUUCUGAAGUCUUUGAUGAAGAGGCCCCUGCUCCCAUGACCAGGACUGAUACUGUCAGAAUGCAGACUGAGGAAAAUAAACUACCCUUUGUGGCCAUUAUUGGAGGUGUGAUUGGGACCCUGAGUUUUAUUUUGUUUGUCCUUCUAAUCCUUCUGGGGAUAAAAUGGUGGAAAGAGAGAAGAAGACGAAUGGACAAGAACAGAUUCAUAGAGGUCCAAAACCCAGCCUACAGAAAUAGCACGGAAUUCCGCAAUAGUAACGUGUCCAGUGACAAUUUCUAUAAUUAUAUUGACUGCUGAGGGUGUCAGUAAGAAGAGUUCACUAAUUCAUGACUAAACAAUCAAACUUCGCUGUAAUUAAAUUCCCCUCUCAAGCCCCAGAAGCAGGCAUUCAAAGUCCAGCGGCAAGAACCAAAGGAGAUCUGUGCCCGGCAAUUGCUGAAUUUACUGGCAUGAAAUUUUGCUGUGAGCUGAUGAAGCAAGAAAUUGGUGUUUAUUCAGCAAACAAUUAAUGACAAAUGUCUGUCCACAGACCUCAGCUGAGACUAAGAUUUUCAAGUGGACAGGACUCCAGCUUCACUUCACCUUACAGUGACCGCAGAAAUAGACUGCAUUUUACUUUUGUUUCUAAACUUGAUCUGUGAUAACAAGAUUAUAAUGGCACGCACACAUGGAGGAUUUAAUGGUGCAAUAUACAUCUGAUGUGUAUCUAUGAAAAACACAUAUUGUGCAAUAUAUUUUUAUUACAUAUUUAUAUACUACAUUGUACAUAUACAAAAAAAAAAUCAGCUCUCCAUUUUGACACAUUUUCUCUCACACCAUGUACUUUAAGUUACGGCAUAUCAAAAACUGCAUCAAAGAAAGAAAUCUCUUCUGAAUGACAACAAUAGAGCACAAAUAUUUUAUGACUGGCAUCAAUGAGUUUCAUCUCUAGGUGGAUAAAGAGAUUUUUUUCCAAUUCCCUGAUGACUCAACACCAGGUUUAAAAAGUGGAAAAAGUGAUUGUUUUGAAUUUGACAUAGAAAUCAAUAUCAUUGCAUUGAUAAGACAUAAGGGCUCUUGUAUCCCGCGAUUAAACAUGGUUAUUGCGUGACAAAGCCACCAAAUUCUGGUGCCUUUACAUCAUUCGAUUAAUGAGCUUUUCUGCCCUAGGUCUUUUUGUUCAUUAGCAGUCCCUUAAUUCGAUGCCGAUUCACAACAUACACAAAAAAUUAAAUAAAGCCUCUGGCACAUAACAAGAACUGAAUAAUUUACCCUAAAAAUUAUGGAGUGUAUAAGUUAUUGAUGAAUCACUUAAUAUUUUGUUCCAUUUUAUCACAGUUUACGUUCUUGCACAAUAAUUACAAUUGUGGUUAUAGAACUGACCUAGUUGUAGCAGUAUUUAUAGAAUUAAUGUUUUUGUUUGUAAAUAUUCCAAUGUGCACUAAUUUAUUAUUAUUUAUUUUGUGUAAAUUGUGCCCAGAGCAAGCCUCUUUAAAUGGGAUGAAACUCAGAAUACUAGCUAUUCAGAGAACUUGGAUAUUUCCUUGGUGUUAGAGUUACCUCCCAUUGUCAGGUGCUUGUUAAGUGGUUGUGCUGUGAUAUGCCAUUAAUUCUAUGUAAAUUAUUUCUAGUCAAAACCCCAUUUAUUGUUACCAUGUACUAUGCUGGCCUUAAAAAUAUAUCAAUAUGUACAAACCUUCUCCUGUUUAUAACUAAUCAUGACUUUCUACUUAAAAUUCACCAUCUCUUUUUGAUUUUGAUUACAAAUUCCUGCUUUUACCUCCUGCACAAGUUUUCAUUUUUGAAUAGUUAUACAUAUUUUAAAAAAUCAUGCUAAUUAACAAAGGAUCUCAGAAUUAUCAGUAUUAAUCUUUUUUACCAGAAGUCGAUUCACCAUUUAAAUUCCUUAACAUGUUUCAUAAUUCUUAGUACUGGCCUUGUUAAUCUAAUUCAGACAUGUAUAUGAACAUUUUUCAAUCAUGUUUUACGAUUCCAUCCAUCACGGACAGAGAAAUCCACAUCUCGAUCAUUUUAACACAUUGCUAAUUAAGCUUUGUAGCUUAAUUAAUUGUUAAAAAUCAGCUGUUUAGAUGCACUACAAAAUGACAUCAAACAUUUACUCCCAAAUCACUGUGUAUAUUUCUGAUUUCUACACAUCGGAUGUUUUGUUGUAUGUAGGAAUUUGUUCCCACUGAAAGACACAGAUAUGAAAUCCACAUUCAUUCCACAAUGUGUUUGUUGUGAGAAUUUGUUUGUUGUGUAUCAUGAUUUCUGUGCUGAUCUAUUGGGGUAAAUGCAAUUUCUGUGUUUUUUUUCAUCAUUUAUAGCUACCUAUCUAUCAUGCAUAACUUGUUGGUAAAAUUUCAAAUUGCUGGCAAUUUUUAAAAAAAAUAUAUGAAUAAUGUAUAUCAUUUGAAUGAAAAUGAAAUAAAUAUGAAAAUUAU
Messenger RNA from Saccostrea echinata, 4119 nucleotides. RefSeq names its product CUB and sushi domain-containing protein 3-like. The coding region runs from base 944 to 1993 and encodes 349 amino acids. The record is from RefSeq and is a predicted model, not a curated record. NCBI's taxonomy places the organism in Eukaryota, Metazoa, Mollusca, Bivalvia, Ostreida, Ostreidae. The transcript is spliced from 5 exons.